This is a messenger RNA of Rhea pennata, 6197 nucleotides long. Its product is annotated as putative N-acetylated-alpha-linked acidic dipeptidase. The record is from RefSeq and is a predicted model, not a curated record. NCBI's taxonomy places the organism in Eukaryota, Metazoa, Chordata, Aves, Rheiformes, Rheidae. The transcript has 19 exons. The coding region runs from base 72 to 2330 and encodes 752 amino acids. Gene Ontology annotation, molecular function: carboxypeptidase activity. Gene Ontology annotation, cellular component: plasma membrane.
GCAGGACUUGGGCCCGCGGGGCCGGCGCGGAGGGAAGCGCUCUGGCAUAGCUCGGCUCGGCUCGGUUCGCGAUGUGGACUUCGCUCCGCACCGUCGCGGAGCCCGCCGGUCCCAGAGCAGCCGGCGGCCGCUUCUGGGCUCUGAUCGUGGCAGCAGCAGCCGGGCUCUUCCUCCUCGGGUUCCUCAUCGGCUGGUUUGCAAAACCUGUGGAAGAGAAGACACCUGUGAGUCCUCAUGAAGAGAUGAAGAAGGCAUUUAUGGCUGAAAUGAAAGCUGAAAACAUCAAGCAGUUUCUUUACAAUUUUACACGCCUUCCACACCUAGCAGGAACAGAGGAGAAUUUGCACCUGGCAAAGCAAAUCCAAGCAGAGUGGAAGGAGUUUGGACUGGAUUCUGUUCAGCUGGCUCAUUAUGAUGUCUUGCUUUCCUACCCAGAUGAAACUAAGCCCAACUACAUCUCAAUAGUUGAUGAGAAUGGAAAUGAGCAGAUUUUCAACACAUCGUUAUUUGAGCCUCCUCCUCCAGGAUAUGAGACUGUUAGAAAUGUGGUGCCACCUUACAGUGCAUUUUCAGCCCAAGGAAUGCCUGAGGGUGAGUUAGUGUAUGUGAAUUAUGGCCGCACUGAGGACUUCUUUAAGCUAGAACGUGAAAUGCAAAUCAACUGUACAGGAAAGAUUGUUAUCGCUAGAUACGGCAAGAUCUUCAGAGGAAAUAAGGUAAAGAAUGCUGAAUUGGCGGGUGCCAAAGGAGUCAUUCUGUACUCUGACCCUGCUGACUACUGUGCCCCAGGAGUAAAUCCCUACCCAACUGGCUGGAACCUGCCAGGUGAAGGAGCUCAGCGUGGAAACGUAUUAAACCUGAAUGGGGCAGGAGAUCCUCUGACACCAGGUUAUCCUGCGAAGGAAUACACCUACCGACUGGACAAAGCCAGUGGUGUAGGUCUCCCAAAAAUUCCAGUUCAUCCCAUUGGUUCUCAUGAUGCUGAGUCACUACUACGUAACAUGGGAGGACCUGCACCACCACACAGUAGCUGGAAAGGAAGUUUGAAUGUAUCUUACAACAUUGGUCCUGGUUUCACAACAAAUUAUUCUACAAGGAAGGUGAAAAUGCACAUUCAUAGUAACAACAAAGUAACAAGGAUUUACAAUGUGAUCGGAACCAUCAGAGGAAUGGUGGAACCAGACAGAUAUGUCAUCCUGGGAGGCCACCGUGAUUCUUGGGUGUUUGGUGGCAUUGAUCCUCAGAGUGGGGCAGCUGUGGUUCAUGAGAUUGUGAGGAGCUUUGGAAAACUAAAAAAGGAAGGAUGGAGGCCAAGGAGAACAGUGAUAUUUGCAAGUUGGGAUGCAGAGGAAUUUGGCUUGUUAGGAUCGACAGAGUGGGCUGAGGAAAAUGCCAAAGUAUUACAGGCACGAGGAGUGGCUUAUAUCAAUGCAGAUUCCUCCAUUGAAGGAAACUACACACUAAGAGUAGAUUGCACACCGCUGAUGUACAAACUGGUGUACAGCCUGACUAAAGAGAUAUCGAGUCCCGAUGAGGGAUUUGAAGGCAGAUCUCUAUAUGAGAGCUGGUAUGAAAAAAAUCCAUCGAGCGAAUAUAAAGAGGUCCCCAGAAUAAACAAACUAGGUUCUGGCAAUGACUUUGAGGUCUUUUUUCAACGGCUUGGCAUCGCUUCUGGCAGAGCCCGUUACAGUAAAAACUGGAAUGUAGAAAAAUAUAGCAGCUAUCCAGUUUACCACAGUAUCUAUGAAACCUAUGAAAUUGUGGAGAAGUUUUAUGAUCCCACUUUCAAGAAUCAUCUGACAGUAGCUCAGGUACGGGGAGGGCUGGUGUUUGAAUUGGCCAACUCCGUUGUCCUUCCUUUUGACUGCAGAGAUUAUGCAGCAGCUGUGAGCAAUUAUGCUUACAUCAUCUAUAAUUUGUCAAAGAGUCAUGAAGAGGAGCUGUCAACAUACAGUGUAUCCUUUGAUGCUCUCUUUUCAGCUGUGAGGAAUUUUUCAGAAGUUGCUGCUCACUUUCAUCAGCGUCUGCAGCAAAUAGAUGUCAAUAAUAUACUUGCUGUCAGAUCUUUAAAUGAUCAGCUAAUGUUUCUAGAAAGGGCUUUCAUUGAUCCUCUUGGACUACCUGGCAGGCCAUUCUACAGACAUGUCAUCUUUGCUCCAAGCAGCCAUAAUAAGUAUGCAGGAGAAUCAUUCCCAGGAAUCUAUGAUGCCGUAUUUGACAUUAAAAGCAAAGUUGAUCAACGUAAAGCCUGGGAAGAAGUAAAGAGGCAGAUUUCCAUUGCAGCCUUCACUGUGCAGGCAGCAGCAGAGACACUGAAAGAAGCAGCAUAAGCAUCAGCAGCAUCAGCAAUAUCAGCAUCGAUGAAAGACUAUAUAUGACAGUUUGAGGAAACAAAGCAUUUAAAAACAGUAGGAGGAUUAUUACAAGAACACAAAAACCAAACAGUCGUGUUCUUUGCAAAUAGUAUACCCAAGUGGAAUGCAUUUAACAAUGAUAACAAGGUAAUAUUCUCCAUUAAAUGAGCCCAAGCUUUACAUAACUUCUGAAGUGAGAAUCUACAUUAAAAAAAAAUCAUGUUUUCUCUCCGCUUAAUAUGUUAAGAAUUGUUAACCAUUGGGUGUAUUUUCAGAGCUUUUUAUUUAGCUAGCUUGAUUAAUUUUUAUAACAUUGCUUAUAGGAAAACAGAAGUUUCAUGCAAAAAGAUGGGAAGACUGUCACGUACAGUGUGAAGGAUGUGUAACAAUAAUAACAAGUUUUGGGCCAUCAGCCCAGAAUUCAGUUAAUGGUGUUCUUCUCCUCACAUGCUGGGUCUUACAGUUGUUUGCAAAUAAAAUUAAGCAAGAAGCCUUCUAUUCACCAGGGUAAAGAUAUGGGAAUACAUCUUGUCAGCCACAAAGUGAUCUCACAAAACAUAUCUUUCAAGAUGAAGACCUGCUUUUAUUCUAUCAUCGAAAAUCUACUCUUAAUCAUGCCUUGUCCAUAUCAAGACAUUUUUAAUAUGAAGACAAUUAGAAGCAAAGAAAAUCCAUUAUACUCUUACUAUGAAAGGACACCAAAUUAUUACCAUCUUUCUACACUCUAUUUCUGCUUUGGCUUGCAGCUUAUUCUUAUUACUGCUUGAAAGCAGUGCACCAGACAGCUGAGAUCAGACAGAGAACACUUUCAGAGAAGUCAGUUCAUACAACGUUUUGUCACUGGAGGAUUAUUCAGCUUUUGCUCUGCAAAUAUUUUUGUGUAACUUGACCUGCCAUUUCAGCUGAGGCUUCCACCAUUUCUUAGAAGACUGUCCCCUGAUCUGGUGGAUUUCAGUGUCCCGGCAGAUGCUUACGUCUCUGUAGCACCUCACUUAUUCAUAAAUUUUUCUCAUCUCUUUACAUUAAACCCCUUUAGGCAAGUGAAUAUAAUUAAAGUCGUUAUUUUACUUGACUGUUAGUCUUUCUCAUGCUAUAAUCUGGCUAACCAGAUAAUGGGAAAUGCUCUCACACCCACCGUUACUCUCAGUUGAUUUUUAUUUUUUUAUGAAAGAAGGUUAGAGUAAGACUAUGGAGACAUAAUCUUCCACUAAAUUUAGUUGUGCAGAUGGGAGACAUUGCUCUCUUCACCUGUUUAUCACUCCUUGCUACUGGAGGUGCUCUUUAUGCCAGUGGAGCAAUUCAUUCCAAUGGUCUAUAAUCCCUCUCUGGCAAAACUAGGCAGGUUAGUUCGGAUCAUCAGUUAAGCUAACCUAGAUGAUUUUGUCUGCUGCAGUCCAGGGAAUGAUAACACAAAUCCACUAUCCAUGUUGCAGAGGGAGAAGUGAUGAACAACUUUUAUUGACUAGCUGGAUUCAAAAAGAGUAUUUUUUCAUUGCUUAGGAGGAUGUAUCCAGAAUUGAAGCACCAGAGUCCAAAAUUGUAGAGCUCUCUCCCUAAUUAACGUAUAAAUUCCCUCAGCAACUUUUUCUCUCAGCUCAGAAGACAUAGCUUUUUAAUCUCUUGCUUAAUCUUAGCAUUAUUUUAUUUAAGUUUUCCUAGGGACAUUUCUGGCAAUAGCUGGCAGAUAAUACACAAUGGCAGGGCCAAGUACCUAACAAAAUAUAGAGCAUGUUACUCUAAGCUCACGCUGUGGUGAUACUAGGUAUGGCAACAUCCAUUUAAAGAAAAAUCUCUUUUAAACACACAGUUCAGAGCUGUGCCCUAACCACUGUAGUGGAUAGAAUAUGGGGGCAGAAGCUCUCUCCUGUUGACUCUUUACCCCUAAGCAGAAAAACCUUUGGGCUGAUAGGUUCAGAGAGAGAAAGCACACAAAAGGCUGAUCGUAUUGUAAUGGUUUACAAUGAUGUUUUGGAAAGGUAGGAUUCAAACUGUCCAGUCCCUUCUUCCAGAUAUGGGUGUAGGUUGUGAUGCAUGUCUGUUCAUUGCAAAUCACAACCCUUCACAGCUGAAUUUUAAAAGCAAAUAGAACUUCACUUAUUUUUUAAAGAAAAGAACAUCCUCAGAUGGAGUCAGUCCCAUUCUUGCCCCCAGCCCUGACCCUGUCACCUAAAUAACAGAGACAUGAGGUUAAAGACUGUAUGCUCCGUGCAGUCUCUAAGUGUGUUGCCCAUCUCCCUUUUCAGCAUGAAAAUCUCAGUCCUGAGGAGUCUUAACAGUUGGUGCUGGCAUCUCUUGAGACAAUCACUAUGAUUCUUAAUCUUCCUUAUCCAGCAUCAUCUCGGAUGUUCUUGGCCCCGCUACAGGAAACCACCCCAGCUUACAAUAUAGGUUACGACAAACCAGUGCUUAUUUGAUUCUUCUCAGUAUGCUGGGCUGCAACUUGCAGCUGAACAAUAGCUUCUUCAAGAACUGCUGAGACAUCUUUGUAGCAGGUUUGGGACUUGUUGAGAGAGGGGAAGACAGACAGAUGGUGGGAAACAUGAUAGGUAUUCUGUUGUAAACUACACUCGUAAGUGUGUACCUCAAACUCCUUCCUCUCUGUGAGGAAGGGAGCACAGGCAUCUAAUUCCACAAGCUACAAGUUAGGCAUGGCAGCAUCUGCCAUUUAGACACAUUGUGGCUCAUUCACCCAAGAGAUCUUGAUCAGUUUUUAACUUUCAAAUAAAAGGCCCGAUGCUCUUUAGUCUUCAAAGAUUCGUAGGGAAAUUCUGGAAAGAACAUGCUUCUUCCUCUAUCCCUUUUUAUUUUAAGUCUUUCUAUAGAGUAAAUAAAGCCUUGAGUUCCAUAAAGACUAUUGCAGGCAAAAAUGGCUAGUGUCAUACUCAACAACAAAUGGCAAAACAUAUGUAGCUAAUUACUGAAGCUGUCCAAACCAUAUGACAAAAUAUUUGCAUGGGUAUGUAUGCAACUGGCUGCUUCCUAUUUGCCUCUGGAGGAUUUUUAAACAACCAGCAAAAAUGAAAGAUGUAUAUGCACAAAGGAAUAUUCUUUCAUAUGACUAAUUUUCUGGGAUGGUACAAAGAAGCAAGGAUCUCAUUUGACAUUUAUGAAUGAAGUCAACACAACUGACAUGCCAGUGAAUAAAGCCAUCUACCUCCUAUCGCACAAAUGAGGGACAAGAAAUUGGCAAAAUAAAUAAUUGCUCAGUAUUGCAAGCUCUGUCUCUUAAUAAGUUCUUGGGAACUUUGUAACUGCACUGAGAAACAUUUCCAGUCCAUUGAUUCUUAGAGCUCAAAAAAUUGAAACAGGCAAAUGAGCAACAAGAUGUGUGUUAUAAGGCAGUUGACUAAGGAAGAGCUGACAACUAGAACCAUGUACAGCAAGAGCUACCUUUUAAGCAUCUGUACUCUGUUAGAUCUAUCAAGGUAGCACAGAAGUAUCUAUUAGUAACUCAGGCCUCAAGUGUGAAAUUCUUUCUUACACAAGUCAGUACAAGGUUUGUGUGCUAAUUCUCUUUCAGUGAGCUAGAACUUCAAGCAACACAGAAAGUAUUUGCUUGACUUCUGCAGUGAAUUGAAAUUCACUCUUUAACAUUGUCAAGUGCUGUUGACCACUUAUUCGAGCAGUAACAUUAAAGUAUCUGGAAAUGAAAUGAAAAGCAACAUUUUUCUUUGAAGAAAGUACUUCCUAUCCUAUGGCCACCAGUUAAUACUGUCAAAGAACUUCAUACAAUGACUCUCCUGUGCACUUGACAUGUACAUCAAAUGAAGUGGAAGCAUACCAUGGUUAUGAUGGACAGGAUCUACACCUAUAUUAAAAUAAAUUCUAGCUAUCACGAUACAA